Messenger RNA from Aplysia californica (California sea hare), 702 nucleotides. Its product is annotated as hyphally regulated cell wall protein 3-like. The transcript has a single exon. NCBI's taxonomy places the organism in Eukaryota, Metazoa, Mollusca, Gastropoda, Aplysiida, Aplysiidae. The record is from RefSeq and is a predicted model, not a curated record. Bases 1 to 702 code for a protein of 233 amino acids.
AUGAAACUUGAGGGGGGAAAUGCUUCUGUGUCUAUGGUCAACUCUUUCCUCCCCAAAGAGGAUGGUUCUGUGUCUAUGGUCAACUCUUUCCUCCUCAAAGAGGAUCGUUCUGUGUCUUUGGUCAACUCUUUCCUCCCCAAAGAGGAUGGUUUUGUGUCUUUGGUCAACUCUUUCCUCCUCAAAGAGGAUGGUUCUGUGUCUUUGGUCAACUCUGUCCUCCCCAAAGAGGAUGGUUCUGUGUCUAUGGUCAACUCCUUCCUCCCCAAAGAGGAUGGUUCUGUGUCUUUGGUCAACUCUUUCCUCCCCAAAGAGGAUGGUUCUGUGUCUUUGGUCAACUCUUUCCUCUCCAAAGAGGAUGGUUCUGUGUCUAUGAUCAACUCUUUCCUCCCCAAAGAGGAUGGUUCUGUGUUUUUGAUCAACUCUUUCCUCCCCAAAGAGGAUGGUUCUGUGUCUAUGGUCAACUCUUUCCUCUCCAAAGAGGAUGGUUCUGUGUCUUUGGUCAACUCUUUCCUCUCCAAAGAGGAUGGUUCUGUGUCUUUGAUCAACUCUUUCCUCUCCAAAGAGGAUGGUUCUGUGUCUUUGGUAAACUCUUUCCUCUCCAAAGAGGAUGGUUCUGUGUCUUUGGUCAACUCUUUCCUCCCCAAAGAGGAUGGUUCUGUGUCUUUGGUCAACUCUUUCCUCCCCAAAGAGGAUGGUUCUUGA